Messenger RNA from Pecten maximus, 1354 nucleotides. RefSeq names its product pleckstrin homology domain-containing family F member 2-like. Bases 42 to 842 code for a protein of 266 amino acids. The transcript has 10 exons. Lineage: Eukaryota; Metazoa; Mollusca; Bivalvia; Pectinida; Pectinidae. Gene Ontology annotation, molecular function: phosphatidylinositol binding; metal ion binding. The record is from RefSeq and is a predicted model, not a curated record.
AUAAUUACCUAGCGCAUCACGCAAAAGCAGCAUUUGCCAAGAUGGUCGACAGACUGGUGAACAGCGAGUCGAAUACACGGCGAAUUGCCUUCGUGGAACAGUGCUUUGGUGCUUCUGGACAGCCUCUGAAGGUGCCAGGAAGAGUGUUGGUAGGGGAAGGCGUACUGACUAAACUCUGUCGUAAACGACCCAAACCCAGACAGUUCUUCCUCUUCAAUGAUAUACUUGUGUACGGCAAUAUUCUCAUCAGUAAAAAGAAGUAUAACCAGCAACACAUCAUAUCACUGGAGGAUGUCAAAUUAGAAAAUGUGGAUGAUGAAAUAACCCUGACUGACAUCGCCUUGCGCAAUGGAUGGAAGAUCAUCAGUCCAAAGAAAUCCUUUGUAGUUUAUGCAGCAACAACUACAGAAAAGACACAAUGGAUGUCGCAUAUAAAGAAGUGUGUUAAUGACCUUCUACUGAAAAGGGGAAUAACUCAGGAUACAGCCAAUGAUUCACCUGUAUGGGUGCCAGAUGAUGAAGCGACUGUGUGUAUGCAUUGUCAUAAAUACCAAUUCUCUGUGAUAAACAGACGGCACCAUUGCAGGAAGUGUGGUAAGGUGGUGUGUGGUCCCUGCUCCAAUCAGAAGUGGCUCCUCCCACAACAGUCGUCUAAGCCAAUCAGAAUCUGUUUGUCCUGUUACCAAGAAUUGUCCUCAGCAAAAUCCAACAACGCAGGUCCACCUCCAGCAGCUACUGGGGCUGACGAUUCCUCUGGUGAGGACUCCUCUGACGACGAUGAUACAAACUAUGCGAGUGUGGAUACUGUUUCACAGGAUGAGCAGUUCCAUUCCUACAACUGAUCAAUUUCAUUUGAUAGACACACUAUUGGCCUACACAACGGACUGGCUCCUUGUUGUACUGAAAUUUUAAAAUAUCUUCAUAUUAUACAUGUCAGUGCUUUUCAUCAUUUGUCUGUUACCUAGGGAACGUUUCUACCGUUCUGUAAUUCUUUAUAAUAGGUGUAUGGAUACUGUUACAGUAUAGUGGACAAUACUACAGCAUACAAAGGUCAUGUGACCUAUGUCAGUUCAUGGUUAUAUGACCUCUGUCUUGGAUCAUGGUUUAGAUGACCAUUGGUCAGUUGUCCAGUACACUAUCAGAUUAUGCACAGUACUGCAUUGUUGUAAUGAUAAAAAUAUCGCCAUUGAUAACAAAUUAUAAAAAAAAAAGUUUUAAUUGGUCAGAGUUAAACAUUUUAAGGAUGUUUUUGAAGCUAGUGAUUUAAAGAUAUUCUUUAUGAGCGUAUCUUUAUGAAAGGAUGUUGUUUACAAACAUUUACUGUAAGAAACAAGGGUUUGAGUUUUUGUUAUAU